CACAAGAGUCAUUCAUUUGAGUGGAAAUCUCAGAGCAGUUGGACAGGCGGAAAAAAGGACCUCUUUAUCACUCAGGAUUAAAAUGUUUAGGCCAGCACGGGUGCCAUCGGCCUCAAGAUCUCUGAAUCCAUUCACAGUAUGUUUUGCUGUCGUCGCAGUUUUGGUGCUCCUGGCAGUAACCACAGCUCUACUUGUCUACUUUUUAGCUUUUGGUCAAAAAUGUUACUUUUACAGUGGCAGCUUUGAAAUCCUAAAUGUUCAAUAUAGUGAUGAGCUAAAUUCAUCAGUUACACAGAAAUAUAGGACUUUGAGUGGAAAAAUUGAGUCUACGAUUACUAGAACAUUCAAUGAGUCAAAUUUAAGGAAACAGUUCAUCAAAGUUCAUGUUGUCAAACUGAGGCAAAGUGGUAGUGGUGUGAUAGCAGAUACUGUCAUGAAAUUUAAAUUCACCAGGAAUAACAAUGGACCAUCAGUGAAAAGGAGAAUUGAGUCUGUUUUAAACCAAAUGCUGAGUAACUCUGAAAACUUGGCAAUGAAACCUCCAACUGAGUUAAUAGAAAUAACUGACCAGGAUACAGAAAAUAUUUUAACUCAAGAAUGUGGGAUGCGUCCAGACCUAAUAACAUUGUCUGCAGAGAGAAUCAUAGGAGGCACUAAAGCUAAGGAAGGAGACUGGCCAUGGCAAGUCAGUUUACAGUGGAGUAAUCGUCACCGCUGCGGAGGUGUCUUGAUCAGUAACAGGUGGAUUCUGACAGCAGCUCACUGCUUCAGAAGGCACUCUGAUACUCUUCUGUGGACUGUCAACUUUGGUAUUUCCACAACAUUUCCUAAAGAGAAAAGAGGAAUAAGGACUAUUUUAAUCCAUAACAAUUAUAAACCUGAAACUCAGGAAAAUGAUAUUGCACUUUUACAACUUGAUAGAGAAGUCACCUUUAACAGAAAUAUCCAUAUGGUGUGCCUCCCAGACGCUAGCCAGAAUAUUCCACCUGGUUCCACUGUUUAUGUAACAGGAUGGGGAUCUCAAAGAUACAGCGGCAGCACAGUUACACAUCUAGAACAAGGACGGGUCAAUAUAAUAAGUAAUAAUGUAUGUAAUGCACCAUCCAGUUAUAAUGGAGCCAUCCUGCCUGGAAUGCUAUGUGCUGGACUACCUCAAGGUGGAGUGGAUGCAUGCCAGGGGGACUCUGGUGGCCCACUAGUACAUGAAGACGCACGGCAGCUCUGGUUCCUCACGGGGAUAGUAAGCUGGGGGUAUCAAUGUGGUCUGCCAAAUAAGCCAGGGGUAUAUACUCUAGUGACAGCCUACCGUGACUGGAUAACCCAAAACACUGGGAUCUAGUGCAAUAAAUAACAUCUCUGUUGCAGAGUCUGAAUGCAGGUGUGCCUGUCUAAAAUUCUAAAACUUUUCAGCUGCAAAAAGAAACACUGUCCUAUUUUAACAUUCUGUUUCAUAAAUACUAAAGAUUAAAUACUAUUUAACUUUUAGCUGUUACUAUGGGUUUUAUAUUUUCUCAAGAAAAUUAUAUGAAUGUUGCAUAGUACUGUGCCAGGGGGAACACUGUAAACUAGUUACAGAGGUAACAAUUAUACUAUACUUGUGAUAACAUAAAUGCUAGUAGUGAGAGAAACAGAUACCCUGAGAGUGGAAACUAAAGGAAACUGCACAAGUCUGCAAGGUCAGAGGAGUUUCCUCUGUGGAAGUCUCAUCAAAGCUGAUAAAUGGGUAAAGUAUACAAACUGGCAAAGGAAGAAGUUGUAGAUAACAUUUAAGACAGAAAGGCAAGAAAAAUAUGAGGCAAGAAAAAUACUAUAUUUUGAGAAACGAAAUUGAGUUAUUUGUAGUGAGGUGGAUGGACCUAGAGUCUGUCAUACAGAGUGAAGUAAGUCAGAAAGAGAAAAACAAAUGCCGUAUGCUAACACAUAUAUACGGAAUCUAAAAGAAAAUGGUUCUGAAGAACCUAGGGGCAGGACAGGAAUAAAGAUGCAGAUGUAGAGAAUGGACUUAAGGACACGGAGAGGGUGAAGGGUAAGCUGGGACGAAGUGAGAGAGUGGCGUGGACAUAUAUGCACUACCAAAUGUAAAAUAGAUAGCUAGUGGGAAGCAGCCGCAAUGCACAGGGAGAUCAGCUCGUUACCUUGUGUCUACCUAGAAGGGUGGGAUAGAGAGGGAGGGAGGGAGACUCAAGAGGGAGGGGAUAUGGGGAUAUAUGUAUACCUAUAGCUGAUUCACUUUGUUAUACAGCAGCAACUAACACAACAAUGUAAAAAGCAAUUAUACUCCAAUAAAGAUGUAAAAAAAAAAGAAAAAUAUUAUUUUUUAAAAUUUCUGGUUACUUAAUAUUUUAUAGGAGGCAUUACAUCCUAAAAGUACAAGUAUGAAGUCAUUGUACAGUCCUACAGCAAUCUUAAUUACCCUGUAAGAACAUGCUCCCAUAGGAACUAACCAAUGAAUUUCAGGCAUUUACAAUCAAAGCUAGAAUAUUCACUCCUCACCAGAGACCCAAAGAAUUAUAAUUUUCAUGAUAACUUUUAUCUAAAAUAUUCUUUAUCUAUGUGAAUGAGAGAAUUUAUCGUCUCCAUGGUAGGGGGGAGCGGGGGGAAUGGGAAGAGUGGGUUUGCAAAUAAAAACCACAAAAAGUUAAAUAGCUUAAUUUCAAUAAAAUUAUCUUAAUGAAGAAACUUUUCUCUCUCUCCUUCUUUCUCUUUCUCCCUCUCUCCUGCCUUCCCUCCCUUAAACACACACACACACACACACACACACACACACGCACACACACACGUACA
Physeter macrocephalus (sperm whale) is the source of this 2784-nucleotide messenger RNA. RefSeq names its product transmembrane serine protease 11D (gene TMPRSS11D). Lineage: Eukaryota; Metazoa; Chordata; Mammalia; Artiodactyla; Physeteridae. Gene Ontology annotation, molecular function: serine-type endopeptidase activity. Bases 83 to 1339 code for a protein of 418 amino acids. Gene Ontology annotation, cellular component: extracellular region; plasma membrane. Gene Ontology annotation, biological process: proteolysis. The record is from RefSeq and is a predicted model, not a curated record. The transcript is spliced from 10 exons.